This is a messenger RNA of Schistosoma bovis, 1201 nucleotides long. NCBI's taxonomy places the organism in Eukaryota, Metazoa, Platyhelminthes, Trematoda, Strigeidida, Schistosomatidae. The record is from the annotation of a GenBank genome assembly.
CUGUAAUUUUCUUUUCCUGAACUGUUUUGAUCCAUUGGAAUCGCUUUUUAUUGAGAUCUCGUAAUUCAAAGUUUAUUAUCAAUCAUUUUUAGACUUCAAAGUUUGAUGAAUUUGUUCACUGACUGCGGAAUUCUGGAAAUAACCUUGUCGCGUUUCAAAGCAGAAGGUCACAUGUCUUCAUGUUCGGAUGAGUUUGUUGAUGCCCAGGACUUCUCUCCAGGUUCACCGCCAGAAUCCUCUUCGGAUUUUAAAGAGGCUGUAAGCUUUGACAGGUUUUCGGACAAUAAUGGAGUCCAAGAAAAAUCACUUGAAGAUAGAAGAUUAGAAGAGGAAUCACUAACCGUUCAGGAAAUCGAGGAACGAAGGGAUAUUGCAGUUGCCACAAAAGACAGGGGAAAUGCUCUUUUUAAGUCUGGUUCUUUUAAUGAGGCUUUAAUGAAAUACACGGAAGCUCUUGACGUUUGCCCGUUGAAGUGUGCCGUUGAACGCUCUGUGAUUUAUGCCAAUAGGGCUGCAUGUCAUAUAAAAUUGGAUUCUCCCGAAGCAGCGAUCUUGGACUGUAAUGAAUCUUUGAACUUACAACCAGAUUACGCCAAAUGUUUGGAGCGACGUGCCACUUUGUUGGAAAGCAAGGACAGACUGUCAGAUGCACUUGAAGAUUAUAAAAGAAUUUUACAGUUAGACCCGAGUAAUCAAAAAGCUCGUCAUGCAUGCGCUACCCUUCCGGAGCGUAUUCAUAUUCAAAAUGAAAAAAUGAAGGAGGAAAUGUUUGGUCAAUUAAAGCAGUUAGGUAAUCUGAUCUUAAAACCUUUUGGUCUAUCAACUGACAAUUUCAAAGUACAAAAGAAUCCUGAAUCAGAAGGCUAUUCCAUAAAUUUUGUUCAAAAUACUGCACCCUCACCUUAGUGAGCACUUGUAAAAAAGUGAUUCCAUGGCUUUGUUUGUUUUCAAUCGGUAUAUUUUCCCUUUUCACGAGAUUUCAGUACAACAAUUGUUGCGACAUUUUAUUUCUGUAUUAUUUGUUUUUCCUUUUUUUAACUCCAUUUGUGAGGUGACUUAAGCGAAGUCACUCUACGUAUGAAUUUUUUGGCAAUUAAAGAGAUUCAAAAAAUUCAUAUAUGCUUACCAUUUAUGUAUAAGUGUCCACUUUAUACUUAAAUUGUAAUUCUUUAUUAAUUAAAUUAGCUUUUUUUUCUAGAAA